Caenorhabditis angaria is the source of this 8531-nucleotide messenger RNA. The record is from the annotation of a GenBank genome assembly. Lineage: Eukaryota; Metazoa; Nematoda; Chromadorea; Rhabditida; Rhabditidae.
AUGGCUGACUCAAAUUCGUCCUCCUCCUCGUUUUUCUCGAGCUUGAAUCCGUUCAAAAAAGGCUCGGCUUCUGCAAAAGUUCCGGAUGUUGCUCAAGAUGCACAAAUUUUCGACGCGCAAAUCGUUGAAGCCAAAAUCGAAAAUGGUGAUUUGGCAUCGGAAGCUAAGUUGAUCAUCCAAAAAGUUGCUGAUAAUGUACAUAACUCUGUAAAUACUGAAUCUGAAUCCGAAUCAGCAUCGAAUGUGGAAAAUCACGCGUCGGAAGUUGUUGAACAAGUUUUGGCUCAAAUUUCGGAGGCUAUCAAACAAGUUGCUCAAGGUUCGGAUAAUUCAGAUGAGUUUCAUGAUGCUUCAGAAGAUCAACAUGUAGAAUCUGCUCCAAAAGAUAUUGCUCAAGUUCAACAAUCGGAAGAGGCCAAUUCGCCUACAGAUUUACACGCUGAUGCUCCAGUUUCGGCUGAAGUUUCAGUACCAGCCGCUGAGCCAGUUGUUGAAGUAAAACAUGUCGAAGAAUCUGAGGCUUCAGUAGUUUCCGAACCAGUUGCUGAACACGUUGAAGAAUCUCAAGAAACUCCAGCCUCAGCUCCAACUUCAGAAAUUGUUGAAGAAGUGGUUCAAGUCCAACAUGUUAAGGAAUCCCACGCUGCUCCAGAAUCAGGUAAACAUUCGGAAACUUCAACUCCUUUUCAAGAGUGUAUUUCAGAAUCACACUCAGAACAAUCGGCUGCUCAAGAAUCAGAAUCUCCAGUUUCGGCUGAAGUUGCUGUUCCAGCUGCUGAACCAGUAGCUGAAGUUCAACACGUUGAAGAAUCCCACGCUGCUCCAGAAUCAGGUAAACUUUUGGAAACUUCAACUUCUAUUCAAGAGUGUAUUUCAGAAUCACACUCAGAACAAUCAGAAGCUCCAGUCUCCGCUGAAGUUGCUGUUCCAGCUGCUGAACCAAUCGCCGAAGUUCAACAUGAUGAACAAUCACACGCUGCAUCAGAAGUUCCAGCCGAACAUUCUGAAACUCCAGAGGUUGCUGAACCAGUGGCUGAAGUUCAACACGUUCAAGAAAUCCACGCUGUUCAAGAAUCCGACUCAAAUGCUCCAGCCUCUGCUGAACAUUCAGAGACUCAAGUUCAAGAGUCUGCUCCAGAAGCCCCAGUUUCAGUUGAAGUUCCAGCUGCUGAAUCUCAAGAAUCUUCAAAUAUUGUUCCAGCUGAACACUCGGAUCCAGUAGUUCACGAAGUUGUUGAAGAAAUUUCUCAAGUUCAACACGUCGAAGAAUCACAAGCCGCUCCAGAAUCUGCUGAAUCUGUAGCUGAAGUCCAACAGGUUCCAGAAUCACAAGCUGUUCCAGAAUCUGCUGAGCCUGUAGCUGAAGUCCAACACGUUCAAGAAUCACAAGCUGUUCCAGAAUCUGCUGAGCAUUCAGAAGUUGCAGCUCCAGUUGUCAUUGAAGAAGUUGGUCAAGCCCUCUCUCAACCUGAAGUUGUUGAAGAUGUCGUGCAAGUUCAACACGUGGAAGAGUCCCACUCUGCACCAGAAGCUUCAGCUCCUGUAGAGCAUUCAGACAGUCCAGCUCAAGAAUCCGCUCCAGUAGUUCAAGAUGAACAUUCAGAAGCUCCGGCUUCGGAAGUUGUUGAAGAAAUCGCACAAGUUCAACAUGUUGAAGAGGCUCAGGCCACUCCAGCUCAAGAUUCUGUCCCAGUUGUCAUCGAAGAAGUUGGUCAAGCACUUCUCAUCACCGAUGCUGCUCCAGAAGCCGAAACACCUGCCGAGCACUCAGAAGUUUCUUCAGAAGCAGUUCAAGUUCAACAUGUCGAGGAAUCACACGUUGCUUCAGAUUCUCAAGCUUCUGAAGUUGUCGAAGAGGUUGCUCAAGUUCAGCAUGUUCAAGAAUCCCGAGCUGCCCCAGAAGUUUCAGCCGAGCAUUCUGAAGCUCCGGAGGUUGCUGAACCAGCGGCUGAAGUUCAGGAUUCUCAUGCGGCUCCUGAAUCAGAUGCUCCAAUUUCAACUGAAGUUUCAGUUCCAGCCGCUGAGCCAGUAGCUGAAGUUCAACAUGUCGAAGAAUCACACGCUGCUCAAGAUGCUCCAGCUGAGCAUUCAGAGAUUGCCCCAGUUCAAGAAGUUGUUGAAGAAAUUGCUCAAGUUCAACAUGUCGAAGAAACUCAAGAGGCUCCAGAAUCAGAUGCUUCAGUUACACAGAUUGUGGAAGAAGUUGUUGAAGUUCAACACGUCGAACAAACUCAUUCUAUCCCAGAAGCCUCAGUUCAAGAAUCAGAAGCUCCAGUUUCAGCUGAAGCUCCAGUUCCAGCUGCCGAACCGGUUGCUGAAAUUCAACAUGUUGAAGAAUCACACGCUGCUUUAGAAUCAGAUGGUCCAGCUCCAGCAGAACACUCUGAUGUCCAAGCUUCAGAAGUUGUGGAAGAAAUCACCCAAGUUCAACACGUCGAAGAAUCUCAAGCUGCUCAAGAUGUUCCAGCUGAACAACCAGAAGCUUCAGCUCCAGCUCCAGAAGUUUCAGUUGAACAUUCAGAAUCCCCAGCUGAACAAUCCGAAGCUCCAGCUCAAGAUUCUGCUCCAGAAGUUGUUGAAGAGGUCGCCCAAGUUCAACAUGUCGAAGAGUCUCAGGCUGCUCCAGAAGUUCAAGCCGAAACUGUUGAAAUCGUAGCUCAAGAAUCAGAAGGUGCAGUUCCAGCCGCUGAACCAGUAGCUGAAGUUCAACAUAUUGAAGAAUCCCACGCUGCUUCAGAAUCUGAUGCUACAGCUCCAGCAGAACACUCUGAUGUCCAAGCCUUAGAAGUUGUUGAGGAAGUCGCCCAAGUUCAACACGUUGAAGAAUCUCAAGCUGCUCCAGAAGUUUCAGUUGAGCAUUCAGAAGUCUCAACCCAAGAGUCUGCUCCUGAAGGAGAGGUCACCCAAGUUCAACACGUCGAAGAAUCUCAAGCUGCUCCAGAAGCUCCAGUUGAAAAUUCAGAAGCUCCAGCUCAUGAAUCUGCUCCAGGAAUUGUUGAAGAGGUCGCCCAAGUUCAACACGUCGAAGAAUCUCAUGCUGCUCCAGAAGUUUCAGUUGAACAUUCAGAGACCGCUCAAGAUGCUCCAGCUGAACAUUCAGAAGCUCCAGCUCAAGAAUCUGCUCCAGGAAUUGUUGCGGAAGUCGCCCAAGUUCAACACGUUCAAGAAUCCCAAGCUGCCCCAGAAGUUCCAGCUGAAAGUUCAGAGACCGCUCAAGAUGCUCCAUCUGAACAUUCAGAAGCUCCAGCUCAAGAAUCUGCUCCAGGAAUUGUUGAGGAAGUCGCCCAAGUUCAACACGUUCAAGAAUCCCAAGCUACCCCAGAAGUUCCAGCUGAAAGUUCAGAAGCUCUUGCUCAAGAAUCUGCUCCAGAAGCUGUUGAAGAGAUUGCCCAAGUUCAACACGUUGAAGAAUCUCAAGCCGCUCCAGAAGUUUCAGUUGCUCAAGAUGCUCCAGUUGAGCAACCAGAAGUAGUAGAAGAAAUUGCUGAAGUUCAACAUGUUCAAGAAUCUCAAGCUGCUCCUGCUGAAUCUGCUUCAGAAGCUCCAGUUGAAAAUUCAGAAGCUCCAGCUCAAGAAUCUUCAAAUGCUGAAAUCGUAGAAGAGGUCGCACAAGUUCAACACGUUGAAGAAUCUCAAGCCGCCCCAGAUGUGCCAGCUGAAAGUUCAGAAACUCCAGAAGUAGUAGAAGAGAUUGCUCAAGUUCAACACGUCGAAGAAUCCCAAACUGCCCCAGAAGUCCCAGCAGAAAAUUCAGAAGCUCCAGAAGUAGUGGAAGAGAUCGCUCAAGUUCAACACAUCGCUGAAUCCCUCGCUGCUCCAGAAUCCGAAGACAGUGCAAUCCCCUCAUCAUCAGGUUCAUCCGACGUUGUCCACGUCGAACAUCCCGAAUCAGCCAGAUCCAUCGAAUCCUAUCUCAACGGUUCAGAAAGUCAAGAAGAAGAGUUCGAAAAAGUCGAACACUCACAAGUCGAAUCGGCCUCAUCAUCCGAAGAAGUUGUACCAGAAACUUCAACAACUUCGGAGUCGAAUCAUAUUGUGGAAGGCCUUGCUGUUGUUGGUGGUGUGAUUGGUGUCGCCGCAAUUGGCGCAGGCGUUGUUGCCGCCGCCACACAGGUAAGAUCUUUCAGUUUUGAUUUCUGAUAACUUUCAAGAAUUCCUUCUCUAAUUGAUGAUCAUAAAUCGAAGUGAACAUAACUUAACUUAUCAAAUAUCUGUCAAUUUUUUUGUCUUCUAUUUCCGAAACGACCGAAAAAAUGUUUCGGAAUGAUUCAUGUUUGACCACAUGUUUUCUCUUUGUUUGAACCCCCGCUCGCAUUUAUCAUCAUAUGACAUCUGUGCUGAAACACACCGUGCAGCAAUGAAUCAAACAAUAAAUGAUUGGGGAAAAUUUGAGGGAUCGACAUGGAAUUGGAACUAGAUAGAUAGAUAGUUGAGAGAAGAUUAGAGCGGAUUUGUUGGGGGGGAGGAAACCGCACAAAAUAUAAAUCGUAUUUAUUUUUGUUGUUUCAAAACAUUUGUAUAGUUUUUUGUUAGUGUGAAAAAUAGAUAGCCUAGCUAUUAACAAAACUAACAAGUAGAAAAAAUAAUAUGAGCAAGAAGUUUGAAUUAGAAAAAAUCUUUUUUACAUAAAAAAAAACUCAGCUUUCUAUUACUAGAUUUUUGGGCAUAGAUUUUGAUGAAUUAGCCUAACUUUUUUCAAAUUUUACAGAAUUUUUUAUCGAUUUUUUCAAUUUUUUCGAAAUCCCUCCCCAAAAAACUCACUAAUCGCUUUUAUUUCUCAAAUUUCACAAAAAUCAUCGAAAAUUCCAAUAAAAAUCCUUGAGAAGUCCGAAAUUUUCCAAGUUUUCCACGAUAUUUACAUUGAAAUCCAAUUGUCCAUCAAUUUUUCAAGCUGAAAAUCAGAAAAUUUGAAUUUUUCAUGUACCAUUGAGUUCUGCUAACUCCAUUUCUGUUUUUAUAGAUUUCUGAGGGUUUUCUGGGUCUCACAACAAAUUUCCAGCUAUUUUUCAGUGGUUCACAGCAAAAUCUUACCCAAUCCAAUUUUCCUUCGAUUUUUGAGUAAAAAACCCAGUACAACCUCAACAGUUUUCAAUAAAUCCGAUGUUUUUUAUUGAAAAGCCGCUUCAAAUCGUUCUCCUCACAUUCAAAAUCAUUUUUGACACUGAAAACUCAAAAAUUUCAAUCAAAACAGUAUUUUUCUAGAAAAAACUCACUUUUCUUCGAUAAUCCUCGAGAUUUCCGUUGGAAGCAAUAAUUCGAGACUUGUAGAACAUCUAAAAAUUCAAUUUCUCAUUAAAAUCCACUGAUUUUCCCCGGAAACCUGAAAACCCAGCUAAAACAAUUAAAAAAAAAAAACAACGCCUUGUUUUUUUUUUUCAAAUAAAAAAAUGAGCGCGGAAUGAGGAAGAGAGAGAGUGAGGCAACAAGAGAGAGCGCGAGAGAAGGAGAGACAAACUGUUUUUUUGUUUUGAAUAAAACUAAACUUUAGUUUGACCCAGCUGGAUCUAUCCAUUUUUGUUUUUUUUUGAGUAAAAAUUAUUUUUUUCAGUGAAUUUUCUGAUUUAGGGUUCUGAUAAGAGUAAAAAGAGUGCAAAGUUUUUCGAUUUUUUUUUCCUUUUUCACCCUUGUUUAAUCUGAGCAACGCUUUGAGAUUUGAAGUAUAAAACCAGAAUUUUUAUGAUUUUUUAAAACUGCGUUUCCCAUUUUUAUGAGGUAUUCCAAAGUUUUCCCACCAUAACUCAUGUAUUUUACAACCAAAUUCAAAACAUCUGGACAUUCAAAACAUUUUUUCGAAAAUUUCAAAAAUUUUAUCACUUUCACUUUUUCUCGCUUCCUGCUUGCUGUCAUCAAUACAACAAACAAAAAUUAAAUAUUUACACAUUUUUCAACCCAACCCAAAUAACUUUUUUUUCUGAAGUCAAAGUCGACUUUAACUUGAAUUUGAUUGCCAUGCGAGACACAGAGAAGCAGAUAUUGUUGGGCCCCCGGCUCCGCCCACUUUUGUUUUGAUUUGUGAAAAAGAAAAAGAAGAAGAAGAUUGCAUUUCUUCUCACCCCUUCUUUUUAUUUUAUUUUUUUUUGGUUGUUGUGCGUUAGAGAGGAAACUUUUUCCUUUUUUUUUCUCAUCAGAAAUAGAAAAAAUGCCAUUAUUUGUCACGUUAUCAAUUUCCCACAAAUAUAAAAAUUCACAUAAAUUUUCGAUUCUCCCCCUCAAAUGUUCAAAAAUAGACGAGCAAAAUAUCGAUUGGUAUGUAUGUUGUUCACAUCAGUUAAAAGCUCAUUCUGAUCACUUUUGAGCAACUGUUGUUCUUUUUCUCAUCAUCAUUUACUUUCUAGUUUUAUGUGUGUUAAACCAAAAUUGUUUUUGAGAAAUUCAAUCCAAUUUUUGUGAUUUUGCAGGAACACUCUUCUUCCUCUGACGAGAACAACAAGAACAAAAAGAGAAAACUUGCUGAUAUGGCUCACGAAUCCGCUUAUGUGAGUUUCAGGGAGAGGGGUUAGAAGGGUUAGGGUGGUUAGAGAUGGAGAGUGAGGUAGAGAAGCUAGAGAAGUUAGAGAUCAGACAGCCAGAGUGUAUAGGGAAUUGAAGAGACGCAGAGUAUAUAUAGCUGAGCUUAAUUGUAAACCUUUCCAAUUGAAUUUUUUAUUUAGAAUGUUAUAAAUUCACCGGCACAUAAAAAUAGUGAGAUCAAAAUAUAGUUAUCUUUUUUUUUUCGAUUACGUGAGUACUUGGAUAACUUGUCUUAUUUGUUCGAGAACAUAUAAUCUGCAAUUCCGAGAAUUGAGCUUAAAAGUACAAAUACGUGAUUUUCUAUAAAUCUAUUAUUCUUUAAUCUCCCUCUUUCUCAAUAAAACUUCUCACUUUUUUUACCUAGCAAUAAGUGGAAAACCAGAACGAAAAACCCAUAAAUUUUCAAAUAACCACUUCUCAAACGUUGAACGUGUCCGGUUUCAUCUCAAAAGUUUCAAUGUAAGCCCCAAGCAAAGGUCAAAUCAAAACAUGUCGAAGACGACCGCUGAUUGAUUGAUGUUACAAUAUUUCAUCAGCUGAGAGAUAGGGAGGAUUUGUUUUAAAAAUAAAUAAAUAAAAAUAAAUCCUAAAUAAUUUCAAAGCUGGUUUUGAUCUCCCCAGCCCGUUUUAAUUGCUUUUUCUCGCAUCAUAAAAUUUUGGGCAGAACGAAAAAAAAGCGGCUUUGCUUGCUUGCUUCCCACACCAUUUUUUUGUGUAACAAACAACAGAAAAGGCGCAACAAAAUUUGUUCGAUCACAACAAAAAAAAAUAUAUUAUUUGAAGGUCGUUUGGGCUGGGGGUUGAUGAUAGCGGCGGAUUGAUAGCAGCCAAAAAAAAUUGGUUGUUGACAAAUAAAAACACACAUUUUUUUCAUAAAUGGGAUGUUAUCAAUGAAGAUCAAGACAUUGAUCAAAAUGUGAUGAUGAUGAUUUUUUUUUCAGCCAGUACCAUACCGCAGCAAAUUGGUCGAGCCAUUCGAACCAGGACAAACAUUGAUUGUUAAGGGAAAGACUGGAGAAGAUUCGAUCAGGUAAGAUAGUGUGAAGCAGAGAAGCUAGACACUGAGAGAGACGCAGAGUAGUUGGUGAUGAUGGCGAGUGUGGAAGAGACGCAGAGUAGAAAGACAGACGGGGGAAAGAGUCGGGGAGAGUUAGAGAAGCAGAUAAGCUAGACAGCUAGACAUGAAGGCUGGCAGAGACGCAGAAGUAUCUAACAUAUUCCAUAUUUAAUUUUCCAGAUUCACCGUCAACCUUCACAGCAACGCUGCUGAUUUCUCCGGAAACGACGUUCCACUCCACAUCUCGGUCCGUUUCGACGAAGGCAAACUCGUCUUCAACACCUUCUCCAAGGGAGAAUGGGGAAAAGAAGAGCGAAAAUCGAACCCAUACAAGAAGGGAGAUGAUAUCGACAUCAGAAUUCGCGCUCACGAUCAAAAAUUCCAAAUCUUCGUCGACAACAAGGAGGUGAAAGAGUACGAACAUCGUGUUCCACUCUCUUCAAUCACCCAUUUCACCAUUGACGGUGACGUCUUGGUCAACUACAUUCACUGGGGAGGCAAAUACUAUCCAGUUCCAUACGAAAGUGGAUUGGCCAACGAGGGUUUGGCACCAGGCAAAACUUUGACUGUCCUCGGUAUCCCAGAGAAGAAGGCCAAGAGAUUCCACGUCAAUCUUCUCAAGAAGAAUGGUGAUAUCGCACUUCACUUUAAUGUUAGAUUUGAUGAGAAACAUGUUAUUCGCAACUCCUUGAUCAAUAAUGUUUGGGGAAAUGAGGAAAGAGAGGGAAAACUUCCAUUCGAGAAGGCUGUUGGUUUCGAUUUGGAGAUUCACAAUGAACCAUACGCAUUCUCCGUAAGUCCUAUAUUUUUUCCACAUAAUAUGAGCAAUCUUUGAAUUCGAACAUUUCAGAUCUCCGUCAAUGGCGAGCGAUUCGCUUCAUAUGCUCACCGUCUCAGCCCUGACGAGGUCAACGGACUUCAAAUCGGCGGAGAUGUUGAAAUCACCGGAAUCUCGAUUAACUAA